CUGCUAACUUCGCGCAACUACACGAUUUUUGUUUUAGGUUAUAUUUUUGCUUGGAACACAUCAGAAUUGAAAUUUUUAAACAAUCUAAAGCAAAAUGAGCAAAGCAAAGAAGUCUCGUAAACGUUACGAGUCAGAUUCAGAGUCGAGCAUAGACAGCGAGGAAGAGGCACGCAGAAAAGAUCUACGCGAACGAGAUGAAUUUGCCGAACGACUAAAAAAGAAGGAUGAGGAAAAAACUCGGAAUAUUGUCCAUGCUUCUGAUCGAAGAGCUUACGAAGAAGCAGCCAAGAGGCUCCAGCUGCAAAAUGCCGAAAGAGAAAAGAUUAUUCCAAAGCUCAGAGUCGAGUCCAGACGUAAAUAUUUGGAAAAACGUAAAGAAGACAAACUGCUAGAACUGGAAGCUGAUAUUGUGGAUGAUGAGUAUCUCUUCGAAGAACAGAUUUUAACGGAGCGUGAAAGAAAGGAAAGAGAACAUAAGAAAGAACUGCUGAAACUGGCCCAAGAACAUGAAAAAGCUAGAGAAUUGGAAAGAGUCCAGCGAUAUCACAUGCCAAGAGACUUGGGCAAGGACUCUACUUCUGAUUAUAUUGAAGUGGAUGAGCUUGAGAAAGUACCUCAGUCUGAGCAAAAGAAAUGGGAAAAAGACCAAAUGGCUUCGGCAGUCUUCAAGUUCGGCGCAAAAGACGCCGUAAAAAGGGACGAGUAUGAACUGCUGCUGGAAGAUCAGAUUGAUUUUAUUCAAGCCUUGCAAAUGCCGGGGAUUAAGGAUAAGAUGAAACGAGAGCCGGAGUUAUCCGAAUUCGAAAAGAAAAAACUGACCAUAGCGGAAACUAAAAAAAGUCUACCGAUAUUUCCUUUUAGGGAUGAUCUAAUUCAGGCUGUUCGUGAACACCAGGUUCUGAUUAUUGAAGGAGAAACUGGAUCUGGCAAAACCACCCAAAUUCCACAGUAUUUGCAUGAGGCAGGUUUUACGGAAAAUGAAAAAAAGAUUGGAUGCACCCAGCCCCGUAGGGUGGCUGCGAUGUCAGUGGCGGCUCGUGUUGCUCAAGAAAUGGACGUUAAACUGGGAAAUGAAGUUGGAUAUGCCAUUCGAUUUGAAGAUUGCACCUCCGAGAGAACCGUUAUUAAGUAUAUGACGGAUGGUACUCUGCACAGAGAAUUUUUAUCCGAGCCAGAUCUGCAGUCUUAUAGUGUGAUGAUCAUUGACGAGGCUCAUGAACGGACUCUACAUACGGAUAUUCUCUUUGGUCUUGUUAAGGACAUUGCAAGAUUUCGGCCGGAUUUAAAACUACUGAUUUCCAGUGCGACUCUAGAUGCUCAAAAGUUUUCCGAGUUUUUUGACGAGGCGCCUAUAUUCAGGAUCCCAGGAAGGCGCUUUCCAGUGGAUAUCUACUACACAAAGGCCCCCGAAGCAGACUACGUAGAUGCAUGUGUUAUAUCGGUGUUGCAGAUUCACGUAACGCAACCGUUGGGGGAUGUACUGGUAUUUCUGACGGGGCAAGAUGAAAUUGAAACAUGCCAAGAACUGCUUCAGGAUCGUCUGAGACGAUUGGGCUCAAAAGUGAGGGAACUCAUAAUAUUGCCGGUCUAUGCGAAUCUUCCUAGUGAUAUGCAAGCGAAAAUAUUCGAAGCGACUCCUCGAGGCGCCAGAAAAGUCGUACUGGCCACGAACAUUGCAGAAACAUCACUGACUAUUGACAAUAUCAUAUAUGUGAUUGAUCCUGGGUUUGCUAAGCAGAAUUAUUUUAACUCGAAAACUGGCAUGGAAAGUUUGAUGGUAGUUCCAAUCUCGAAAGCAUCCGCAAAUCAAAGAGCCGGGCGAGCGGGACGAGUAGCGGCAGGAAAAUGCUUCCGACUAUACACUGCCUGGUCAUACAAGCAUGAACUAGAAGAGAAUACUGUUCCGGAAAUUCAGAGAAUAAACCUUGGAAAUGCCGUAUUAAUGUUGAAAGCUUUGGGUAUAAAUGACUUGAUUCACUUUGAUUUUCUGGACCCGCCUCCCCACGAAACCCUGGUGCUCGCAUUGGAACAGUUAUACGCCCUAGGAGCUUUGAAUCAUCAUGGAGAGCUGACUAGACUGGGCCGAAGAAUGGCUGAGUUUCCGGUGGAUCCAAUGAUGGCGAAAAUGUUGCUGGCUGCAGAAAAAUACAAAUGUGCAGAGGAAAUUGUUAGUAUUACCGCAAUGUUGUCUGUAAACGGGGCCAUUUUCUACAGGCCGAAAGACAAAAUUAUUCACGCAGAUACUGCACGGAAGAACUUCUACCAUCCUGGAGGAGACCACUUGACUUUACUGAAUGUAUACAAUCAGUGGAGAGACACUGAUUAUUCCUUGCAGUGGUGUUACGAGAAUUUCAUUCAGUACAGGUCAAUGAAGAGAGCACGAGAUGUAAGGGAGCAGCUGGUAGGACUCAUGCAACGAGUAGAAAUCGAAAUGGUAUCAAGCAUCAGCGAAACUACAGACAUUCGCAAGGCCAUUACAGCCGGCUAUUUUUAUCACAUCGCACGAUUAUCCAAAGCGGGCAACUACAAAACAGUAAAACACAAUCAGACUGUAACAGUGCAUCCGAACAGUUCAUUAUUUGAGGAAUUACCCCGCUGGGUGUUGUACCAUGAACUCGUAUUUACAAGCAAAGAAUUUAUGAGGCAGGUAAUCGAAAUCGAAAGCAAAUGGCUGCUAGAAGUAGCGCCACAUUAUUACAAACCAAAAGAGUUGGAGGACUCGACAAAUAAGAAACUACCGAAAACUGUUGGUCGAAGUGAACGAACCGAUUAAACUCGUAUCGUAAAGGGUGAUUUUUAAGCACUUUAUUCCCUCGUAUUUCUGUAAUUGUAAUUUCGCUAUUUAUUCGAAAUCAAACAUUACAGAAAAAAUGUUCAUUCUGCAACGUUUUUCCCGCUGUCUCUUACUAUUCUCAUGUAAUAAAUUGUACUUUCUGUACAAUAUAAACCACUUGUGAAAAUGUAAACCAAUGUAAAUAGAUGGUUUUAGUUUAAUCCGA
Messenger RNA from Dendroctonus ponderosae (mountain pine beetle), 2999 nucleotides. RefSeq names its product pre-mRNA-splicing factor ATP-dependent RNA helicase DHX16 (gene l(2)37Cb). Gene Ontology annotation, cellular component: catalytic step 2 spliceosome; intracellular anatomical structure. Bases 95 to 2773 code for a protein of 892 amino acids. Gene Ontology annotation, molecular function: RNA binding; ATP binding. The transcript is spliced from 10 exons. NCBI's taxonomy places the organism in Eukaryota, Metazoa, Arthropoda, Insecta, Coleoptera, Curculionidae. The record is from RefSeq and is a predicted model, not a curated record.